Molecule: messenger RNA, 1881 nt
Organism: Exserohilum turcica Et28A
Lineage: Eukaryota; Fungi; Ascomycota; Dothideomycetes; Pleosporales; Pleosporaceae
Exons: 2
Coding region: 1-1881 (626 amino acids)
Biological process (GO): nuclear-transcribed mRNA poly(A) tail shortening
Cellular component (GO): cytoplasm
Molecular function (GO): poly(A)-specific ribonuclease activity; RNA binding
Source: RefSeq, a predicted model, not a curated record
AUGGACGUCGACGCAGCCUCCUUCCCCCACCACCUGCUCGGCCUCUUCAUCCACAUCUCCGAGGCCGACUUUGUCUCCUUUGACCUCGAGCUCUCGGGCAUCCCCUCGCGCAUUCAGGAUAAACCCCCGCGAGGGCCCGGACGUUUUACCAUGGAGGAGCGCUACGCCGAGACCAAGAUGGGCGCCGAUCGCUACCAGAUCCUACAGGUCGGCAUCACCUGUGCAAGGUUCGACUACACUGCCAACAAGUACGUCCUGCGGCCCUACAACAUCGCCAUCAGCCCGCUCCUCGACGAGCGGAUGGACUUUGAGCGCGAAAUCAGAUUCCAGAGCGGCGCCUGCACGUUCCUGCUCAACAAUGGCUUCGACCUGGGCUCCCCUUUUGCCAGUGGCGUACAGUACUUGUCACGUGAGGAGGCAGAGCGCGCAAAACAAAUGGCGUGGGAUCGACUCGAAAAAAAGAAUACUGUCCCAGACCUGCAACUAAAAGAGGAAGACGUUGAGUCGCUGGAUUUCAUGCGCCGUGUGAGGAACGCCAUCAACACAUGGAAAACUAGCAAAGCGUCGGGUUUGGAUGUCACAACCCACACUGGGCUGCCCAGGCAACCGGUCAUUCCCGCCAUCACACGCUUUGAGAAGCGUCUGGUCCAUCAGCUUGUGCGUGCUGAAUUCCCUGACCUGGUCACCAUGGGUCGCUCAGAGUGCGUUCGCAUCAUCCAUCUAGAUCCUCUGCGCGAGGCGGAAAACGUGCGCAAGAUGAAGACUCGCGUCAACGAGUCCAUCCUGCGGCAAACUGGCUUUCGCUGGGUCUUUGAGGCUCUGGCCAAAAACGGCAAUAUUGAUCGAACUGAACUGCUAUACGUUGCUCGGACCUCUGGCAUGGCAUCAGCGGCCGACACGCAGGCUAUACGCAAUCGCUACGAUCGAGCUAUCGAGAGACUAAAGACGAAGCAGCCAGUGCUUGUGGGUCACAAUAUGUUUACCGACAUUGUCUACUUUUACCGCACAUUCGUCGGACCGUUGCCUGACACAUUACAGGAAUUCCAGGAUGCCAUCCACGAGCUGUUCCCCAGGAUAAUCGACACAAAAUACCUAGCUACUUAUGCUGAGGGCGACCUCAACGCCUCGCCCACGCUGCAAGACAUAGCGUCGAGUCUUAGCAAACAACCGCUACCCAACAUCAUCACUCACGCCGAUCACUCUAAAUACCAGGAUAUUGAGGCUUUCCACGAAGCUGGUUAUGACAGCUUGUUGACAGCCACAAUCAUGAUUAAGCUAGCCGCUAAGCUCGGUGCAGAGCGAGGAGAAAAGAUAGUCCCGCCACUUUUGAAUACGUUUUCAGGUGUCCACAAGAUCCCUGGUGAAGACUUGCAAGACUUUGUAAAGGACGGACGCGAGAAGGUGGAGAAGCCCGUCCCGCUACCGCCCCUCGAAGACCCGGUACCCGCAAAACGGAAGAAGCGCACGAAAAGCAAGAAGAAUGGUGCCAAGAGCAAGGAGGUGGAACAGCAGCGCUUCCAAACGAAGAAUGUCUUUGACACUCUUAAGGAAAUGACACUGAAUGGCGACGGCGCGUCUUCAACAGAAGAAGACGAAGAGGAGGAACCUACAGCCCCAAAACAAAAAGGUGCAUUGCGUGAGCAAUCACGAGAACCCACAGGGUCAUGGGCAGAAGACGUUUAUAUGCAGGACCGAUCUGGUUGGGUGCCCCUUGAGCAAAUGGAGCGACGGCCGAUGGAGCUCAUCCCAUCUUUCGACUCAAGAUUCUGGUCCGAGUUUGGAAAUACACUGCGGGUUUUCGGAACCGAAGAAGCCGUUUUGAAAAUCGCCGAGUGGACUCUGGAUCAAGUUGUACCUGGGGAAGCAGUGCCGCUAAACUAA